Phlebotomus papatasi is the source of this 2785-nucleotide messenger RNA. Its product is annotated as ankyrin repeat and LEM domain-containing protein 1. The record is from RefSeq and is a predicted model, not a curated record. The transcript is spliced from 3 exons. The coding region runs from base 135 to 2075 and encodes 646 amino acids. Gene Ontology annotation, molecular function: endonuclease activity; protein binding. Lineage: Eukaryota; Metazoa; Arthropoda; Insecta; Diptera; Psychodidae.
AGGCACAGUAAACUUUUUGAGGUUAUGUAUUUAAAAAUUAUUCGGUUAUGUCAAAGCAUCUUCUAAAUCUAAAAUCUAAAGAAAAUAAGGAAAAAGGAUAAUUUUACGUUAAAAGUUGAUCUGUAAAUGCGACGAUGGCUACAUUAAUCCCCAGAUCAUCGGAGAAGCUUCAAUUUUUGGGAGUAUGUCUUAUUGACACUCUCGAAGAUGAGGAUUUCAGUUCCUUGCAGCUUCUCCUGGAAGAGUACCGAGCAAAUCCCAGUGUCAUUGUGAAGAGCAUGGGUUAUGCAGCAGUACACUAUGUGUCUGGCAUGGAGAACAAAACAUUUGCCAAUAAGGCCUCUCAACUGAUUUUUGGUGAAUUUAAUGGAGAUCCCAAUGUCCAGGAAGUUUACGGUGGGAUGACGCCAAUGCAUAUCGCAGCAAGUAAUGGGAAUGCGGUGAUUUUUGAAUUGCUGCUGCAGAAGGGUGGGAAUCUUGAGAUUCUCGAUGAGGAUGGGAUGGCACCAUUGUCGUAUGCUUUGCAGAAUCGCUAUGCUGAAGUGCUAGAGAUUGCCCAUAAAUUGAUUCUUGAGCAGAAAUUGGAGAAGAAACGGCAAGAUCGGGGUGUCCUUUCACCAGCAAUUCCAUCACGAUUGACACCCAAAAAUACUGCUCCAAAUCUCGAUCCAAGUUCUCCCUAUUACAUCUACAUAACACACCGGCGAAAGACACCAUCCUCAGCCACAAAUUCCCUGCAAGUGCCUGAAAAUAAGGAGAAUGAUUUCGUGACACCAAAAAAAGUCAAUCUCUUCGAUCUAACCUCGUCGAAUCUGCAAGAAUUCUCCAAAAUCUAUUCAGAAGGCAGCAGCAGCCGGAAAUCAUUCAUUGAAAGUUGGAGGAAAAAAGUCUACAAAUCCAGAAGUCGCGAAUCCGUCAACCGAACAGUCGAAGAUAUCGAACGAAUGAUCUCUUAUUACGAUGAUCUGGAAUCUAAUUGCCAAGAUUUCACAUCUUCGCCACCUCCAGCUGAGACUGAUACCUCUACAAAUGUCUACACAACUGCCAAUGAUUCUCUAGCAGAUUCCGCAUUGAUCCGACGAUCCCCGCGCUUCUCGAAGGAUUCUGUCCUGCAGAUGGUGGAAUUGUACAAGCAUCGGGAUACAGAGAACAAUAUUCAGUUCUAUGAAAUGAAGUACAGAGCGCCCCCGUCGGAAGAUCAGAAAGAAAAGGAGUCAGACAAAAAUUCCAGUCUCUCUUUUGCCUUCAAUAUACCAUCAGACUAUGAGACUGAGGCACUCAGGGAAGAAUUGACAGCACUCGGAGCCCCUCCAGGUCCCAUCACAAAGACCACAAAACAGCUUUAUGUGAAGAAACUCAUCCAAUACAAAAUGAAUCCAGAACUGGCGCAAUUAGCCCAAAAGGCCAGGGACAAUAUUCCAAACUUUUCCAUUGAGUUGAAGAAUGUGUUGAAUCGAAAGAAUUUCGAGCUGCAUUUGCAUGAGUACCUGAAGCUAGAGGAGAAGAUGAAGGGAAUCUUCCUGCAGCCCAAUAAUAAUUGGCGCGAGGGGAAUGUCAAGACGAGUUUUAUCUACUUCCUCAUUGAUCCACGGAUCUCAAAUAAUCUUCCUGCUACAAUUUCUCGCAUGAAAUUUGAAGAUGCUUGGCUGUGCUUCCUCAAGUCCAUUUUCUACGUGGGCAAAGGCAAAUGUAGUCGCCCGUAUGCUCACCUGUAUGAGGCCAUUAAACACUUUGAUGACUUCUACCUGCAUCAACAUCGAGAACAAGUACCUGUGACACGAAAUCGGAAACUAACCAGAAUUAUGAAUAUCUGGGACAGUGAAUGUGGCGUUGUAUGCCUUCAUGUCUUCCACAAUAUCCUUCCGGUUGAGGCAUUCACCAGAGAAGCUUCCAUCAUAGAUUGCCUGGGACUGGAGCAUCUGACAAAUGAAUGUAGCGGAAAAUACUAUGGACCCGUGGAAUCGUGGCCGAAGCGUGCCAAGAAACAAAUGGCCAUUGGAUUGCUGUACAAAGCAAUGCAAAUCCACCUGGCUGAAGGUGAAAAUCAAUUGGCCCCAAAGGAUCUUCUGCGCUGAGCAAUCUUCCAACGCCAUCUGUGAUGCAAUGACAAAAAAACUCGGUAUCGUGUAAUUACAUUUUUUCUGUUCAAGCUAUUCACUUGACAAAAAUUUAUUUUAAUACAAAAAAAUCGGAUAAAAAACACUUAAAGAUAAAUACGCAAAAUUUUUGAGGGAGGAAGGGAUCCAUCAACGAGUACACAUAGAAUUUCAUCAAUAAAAAAAUAUGACGAUGGUAAGGUGGGAAAUCUCCGUAAGAAUAGCGUCGAUGCGCUUCACUCUCCUAAACACUCUCUCUCGUUAUUUCUUAAAAAAAAAGAUACCCUAGGUUUUUUUUUCUACAAAUAAUCCCAUUCUAAGCGCAGUCCAUAAACUCCUGCAUGGUCACGUGAUUCCCACAGAGUUGGACACUCUUUAUCAGGGGCUUCUUGGACACUUCGUGGAAGAUUUUGUGAGAAUAUUUCUUCUUUAUCGUCGACAGUGAAUUUUUGAAUUUCUUAUGAAGGCCAUUGUUGAGGAGAACUGCCACACGAAAGAAGUCCCUUACUUUGUAACCUGCAAUAAAAAAAAUUAUUUUCUUUAUACAUUUAAUAAAUAAAAAUAAAUAAAAAACUUUAAAGAGAUAAAUUAUGCCAAAAAGACUGAGAAAUUUUACUUUAGAAAUAUUUUUUUUAUAAAGCUUUUUAUACAAAAUUUUCUUUCUGGAAAUAAAAUUUGAAUAAGCUGAA